This is a messenger RNA of Bathycoccus prasinos, 1332 nucleotides long. RefSeq lists its product with no specific name. NCBI's taxonomy places the organism in Eukaryota, Viridiplantae, Chlorophyta, Mamiellophyceae, Mamiellales, Bathycoccaceae. The record is from RefSeq and is a predicted model, not a curated record. The transcript has a single exon. The coding region runs from base 1 to 1332 and encodes 443 amino acids.
AUGACGACGACGACGGCGAUGGUCUCACGCACUGCCAGUGCAACCACCACCACCGCGACCAUUCCAAGAAGAGGAAGAAGAACGAAGACCGAUCCAGCUGGCAUAAAAUUGACGAGUACGAGAAGAAGAUUUAUACGUGCUCGAGAUGGGACGCUCGAACAAAGAGAACCGAGAGGAGAGGAUGAAAGAAACGCAGCAUUCACUGCUAAGCGAACGACGAGAAGAGAUGCCAAGACGCAGGCGACGAAAACGAGAUCUUCUUACGAAGCUGGCAUUCUCGUCGGAGGUGAAAAUAUUUUCAAAGACAACUCCCACGUGGUGCACUACGGAGAAGUGUGCGACUCAGACGACGACGACGACGAUGAAGGAAAAGGAACAUCGAGAAGGAAACGACGAGAUCCACUAGCCUCGCUUGCUCGAAAAGCUGAAAGUAAAAGUAGCGAGAAGAAGGCAAAGAAGCAGGAUAAAGCGAGAGAGAAAGCUAUGCGAGGUCUGGAAAAUUUAAUCUUGAACGCCUCGGGGAGCGAUGGAAUGAAGGCGAGGAAGAAGUAUAAGAUGAAAAAGAAGAAGAAAGGAGGGAGUUCAUCGUCUUCAUCUUCGAGUAGUAGUAGUAGUAGUAGUAGUAGCAGCAGCAGCAGUAGUAGCAGUAGUAGUAGCAGUAGCAGUAGUAGCGACUCCUCGGAUUCAGAGUGCGAGCGAGCAGGACGCCGAAAAGGUGGCGGCGGCGGCGGCGGAAAGAAGAAAAAGGGCAUGAAGAAAUUGAAAAACACCAUGCUUUCUCUCGGAAUGGGAAAGAAGAAAAAGAACAAGAGAGGUAAAACGACGAUUUCGCAAGCUGCAAUCGCCGAGGGUGCGAACAUUCCGGACAACGAAGUUGAAGAACCAGCUGGAUUGGCGUCGUUAGGGGCCUGUCCUUUACUUUCACCGCUUGUCCUAGGUGAAGGCAUCAUCCCGGUCGCUACUUUGGAAGUGUGCACGGGGAAAUACUGCCGUAGGAACGGCGCAUACGCCAUCGCCGAGAGCCUGAAGAAUGACCUGCCUUCAAAUUGGCCCUGCGAAACAUCCGCUGGAAGGUGCAUCGGAGGAAAGUGCAGAAACGGCGUGAACAUCGCCGUGCAAUCUUCGUUGGGGUACGAAAAGUUUGCUGGAAUGGAUCUCGCGACGGCACGCUCCGUUUUCAUACCGAUGGCAUUACGAACGAACGAGAUUAAUGGCACCACCGACGAAGGCGAAGGAUUUAUUCCAAUGCCAGGAAAGGCGCCGUCGUCGGCGGCGGUGAGUCAAUCUGUCGACAGCGACGCACCUCCGGGAUACAUGCCAAAGAUAAAUUAG